AUAUAUCCUAUUCAUGAAAGCAUUGCACAUCUUAACUUGGAAUACUUAGUCGCACCCAUAAAUCGUGGAGAAUAACCGGUGAUACGAGGGUUUCAGUUUGCUCUACUAACCUGGAUGAAAUACCCAAUUAUCAGAUUAAAUACGAGAUGAUGACAAUACCAUAUGACGUAGAUCUCAUGAGAUGUAAAUAGUAACGGACCGAACAUGUACUUGAUCACUAUACCAUAUGUCUUUACUAAGACAAGCAUCGGUGUCUUUACUGGAGUUGUUGGGAUGUCUCAUGUUGGAGAGGUCUUGGCUCUCGAGAAGUAACAGUGACCAUCCAGCCAAAGUCUUCGCCCUCAACACCUUCAACCGCAACCCCUUACCUCUCAUCGCCGCCUAUAUCGCCAAGUCGGUUCUAAUUACUUUCUACCUACCUCUGCAGUCAUCAAACUCGAACCUCACCUCCAAAGACGCAGGCAGGAUGUCAGUACAGAGUCCAAACAGAAAAUUCCAAAAAAAGCAAAAAGUAUGUCAGCAGCAUAUAUCUAACAGCGAACCCAGUUUAAUGUUUGCAGGUACUGCUAGCGAAAAAAAGCUGCUCUACCCUUCUCGGCACUCGUAAAUGAUCAGCGCAUUUUGGAAAUGUUGUAAAAAGUCUGAUGAUAAGGAUUGGUGCCUGGAUUC
Molecule: messenger RNA, 669 nt
Organism: Annulohypoxylon maeteangense
Lineage: Eukaryota; Fungi; Ascomycota; Sordariomycetes; Xylariales; Hypoxylaceae
Exons: 1
Coding region: 227-607 (126 amino acids)
Source: RefSeq, a predicted model, not a curated record